Rhagoletis zephyria (snowberry fruit fly) is the source of this 1692-nucleotide messenger RNA. RefSeq names its product Organic solute carrier partner 1 (gene OSCP1). Gene Ontology annotation, cellular component: cytoplasm; plasma membrane. Lineage: Eukaryota; Metazoa; Arthropoda; Insecta; Diptera; Tephritidae. Gene Ontology annotation, biological process: transport. The record is from RefSeq and is a predicted model, not a curated record.
AUUGAGUUAGUCUUCAGUUGGAUCGCUAGCGUGCUAGACGUUGCGCUCUCCGGCUAAAUUGUGUAUUCGUGAAAUUCAAACGUGCAAAUUUAGAGCAAGCGAGCGUGUGUUAUCGCGAAGUUUUAUACGUUUACUUUGCGCGCCUCUAGCUGCUGUUUUGGCUGGCGAUUACUUUGUUUAUUUAAGUCGUCUAACGUUCCCACCAUGGCGUCCUUGAGCCGUCAAUGCAAUCCGCGCGCCAACAUCUUUCUACUGGUCAACUUGGGCUGCGAAAUGCUCUAUGUGAUUGAUCAACGUUUGAAGGCGCAACAAAUUUCUGAGGAAAAGUCCACUCAAGUUAUUCACGAUGUGACUGUCGUACUAUUGGAGGCCAAAUUCAUCGACUCCCUGAUCGUCGGCUCGACACGCAAUAAUUCACAGCUACUUACCGUUGAUCACUGCAAAUUCAUGAUGAACGACAUAGCCACCUCAUCAAUUAUGCGCCUCGAUAAAAGCUCCAUGGACAAACUUUGGAAUCUCAUGACAAUGAUCUACAAAUGGCAACUUUUCAUCUCGAAGCAUCCACCAAAUUUACUAGAUAUCACUUUCCGCCACUUAGACGCAAUCAGUCGGUUACGGCCCGAUGCGCAACGAACAAUGCUUGUGGACUUCACAAAAAAUGUGAUACUCGAUUUCUGGAAUGCCUUAGGCGAUGACGGCCAGUGGGGCGUAUAUCAGACGAAUAAGGCGUGGCUUCAAUGUUUCAAUACGAAAAUCUCAUUACUCAUACGCCUGGGUUUCCAAACAUUAGAUGGCACUUUUGUGCGUGCAACGGAGGUGAGCUCCUACAGAGAAUUCGUUGAGACUAUCGGUGAUAAUAUCUAUGUGAAGAGCGCCGAAGUAGCAGAGCAACAGCGGCAAGACACGGAAGGUAGCACAUGUGGGGCGAAGAAACAACGAAAUGUGGAUCAUUUGGCGGAAUUCUUAAAUUUACCACAAAGUGAUAGUGAAGAGCUGCAACCGAUCGAUGCGAAUAGCUUCCAAAAGCAAUUCGAACAGAAUUUACAGCAGUGCAACAUUUUAUUUUUCGACUUGGAUGUGAAUGAAGCGGCGGUGGCCACUACAACGAGCAAGUGUACCGACACCGAAGAGGAACUGGACGACGAUGACAAUGGCGUCAAGACAAAUAGUACUAUUGUUCCUGGUGACAAUACGAAUAUCACAAUCCUGCCAGAUUCCUCAACGAUGUCGGCGACAAAGCGUCAUGCGCAAGGCGAAUUCGUGCAGUUGCCGGCGGUAUAUAGUCGCAAUGCGGAUGGUGGACGCGGAGGCGCGUUGAGUUUAAAUAGAGAAUUAUUAGAUAUGUAUAGCAAAAUACUGUAAGAAAAUAGUAGGUAGUAGGAAACUGUAGAUGAAGUUGAGGGGAAUAUGUAACGGUUUCACUAUGCACAAAAUUAUUUUGUAAAAAAAAGUUACACCUUCAUUAGUAGCAUAUUUGUGAGUAAAAAAUAACAUUUAUGCGCUGUUAGUUUCAUCUAUUAAAAUAAAUUUUAUUUUUAUUUUUUGUUUUCAUUUGGGUUUGCUUUGUGAAGUUAGUGUUGUUGGUUUCCUGUUUAGGUUUUUUGUUUUUAAUAUCUCUUCAACUGCGUUUACAUACAAUAAAAUGCUUUUGAAUAAUAAAUAAGAAUUUACAUGAGCUGAGAAAAAUAAAGA